Molecule: messenger RNA, 2440 nt
Organism: Doryrhamphus excisus (bluestripe pipefish)
Lineage: Eukaryota; Metazoa; Chordata; Actinopteri; Syngnathiformes; Syngnathidae
Source: RefSeq, a predicted model, not a curated record
AUUUAUCUGAAACACCAUGUAAGUUUCGUUUUUAACGGUGAAUGCGUUAUAUGUUUUGGGCUUUUGAAGGGAUUGCUAUUCCAUGUCUGGGAUGAUUUAUUAUCCAUCGUUGAUCAAAAUCAUUAGCAUUUAAUGUCAGCCAUGGCUCACGACGAAGAGGAGGAGGAGCUGACCGCUGAAGCCCCUAAGGGAGUCGACAUGAUUACAUCAAUCCGUUGCCUGGGUUACCUGUCAAGCCUUAACCUCCUAGUGGCUGUAUGCGUUGGCAUGUACGUCCGCUGGGAGGUGACGAGCGAGCCCAUGAUUCUUGUCAUCUUCAUCCUGGGUCUCUUCGUCCUCGGGAUAGCCAGCAUCCUCCAUUACUACUUUGCAAUGGAGCAAGCCAGUCUAAGCUUGUUUCAUCUGUGGUUUGGCUUCCUGCUGGGUCUGCUGUGCUUCCUCGACAGUCCCGCAUUGGAUUCCAACAUCAAGGAAGUGGUCGCCAACUAUCUCCUCCUGGCCAGCGUGGUCAUGAAAACAGUGUGGGCUGUCACGGAGCGAAUAUGCCGCUCCAUCCGCUACAAAGCCGUCCUGCUGAAGUCGACGGAGUUCCUGGAGUUGCUAGGAUUCGCCAUUGCCAGCACCACUAUGCUUCUCCACAAGUCGGUCGCCAUUGUAGGCCUUGUGGUGGCGCUGGGGGCUCUCAUCGUGGACUUGAGGAUGAAGUCCCUCCUGUCUUUGCCCAACUUGGUCAGCUUCGCCCUGGUGACGUCGCUGGUGUUUUUCAAAGCGUUGGGAAUCACGGCGAACCCUUACGCCUUAGGGUGCUACCUCGGCAGACUGCUGUGUGAGCCUGUGCUGGAUGUGUACUUCAGUGACCUCGGGCCUACUGAGCGCUGGAUGCCGGUGCUCACCUUGAGAAACAUGUGGAGGCGACUGUCCCUGCUGCCUUUGAGUCUGCUUGAGCUGACUUUCAUCAUCUUUGCUGCCUUUAAGCUUGGACACUUGGAGCUCUGGUACCUGGUGAUCCCAGGCUUCUGCCUCUUUGGCAUCUUCUGGACCAUCUGCCACAUCGUUCUUCUCAUAACCAUGUGGGGCUUCCACACCAAGCUGAGCGAGUGUCAGACAGCCUGGCGGGCCCAGCGCUCCAGGAGUCGAAGCCUGGACCAGGUCAUGGCCUCCAGGGGGAUUCGGCACUUCUGCCUCAUUUCGGAGCGGCUGGUGUUCUUCAGUCUGCUCUCCACGGUCAUUCUGGGUGCCGUGUCCUGGCAGCAGUCCAAUGGUCUCUUCCUCAGCGCUCUGCUGGUGGUGCUGCCUUUGGAGUCGUUAGCCCACGGAAUGUUCCACGAGCUGGGCAGCUGCCUUGGGGGCACGUGCGUUGGCUACGCGUUAGUCAUCCCCACAACAUAUUGCAGCGCUGACGGGCAGCCAACUCUGCUGCCCCCGGAGCAGGCCCAACAGCUGAACCUGCGCUCCACGGCAAUGCUGAACAACGUGCAGCGUCUCUUCUCCCACCACAUGAUCCAGACCUUCGGGUGUGACUACUCAGCCAGCGGCGUCACCCUGGAGGCGCUGCACGGCAAGCUGCGCAACUUCCUGGAGCUGAGGACGGCGGACGGGCCUCGUCACGACACCUAUCUGGUCUUCUACAGUGGGCACACGCACAAGGGAAGUGGAUCCUGGGCACUAGCUGGUGGGGAGAGUCUUCAUCUGGCCCAGCUGCUGGACUUGUGGAAGGAGAAAAACGCGGGACACUGCUCGCGUCUCAUCCUGGUGCUCGACACAGAAAACUCCCUCAGCUGGGUAAAAGAGGUACGUAAGGUCGACGGGGUUUACGUGGCCGUGCAAACAGCCGAGCUGUCCGCCGCCGGGCUCGACCCAGAAGCAGGCGAGGCUCCGUUACUCGGGGACUUCACCUCUGAGUGGGUGGAGUUCAACUGCAACCCAGACAGCGACACCCAGUGGUCAGAAAAGGGACGGGACAUAGCGGCGGCGUACGGCGUGUCCAAACGCUGGAGCGACUACACGCUGCAUUUGCCGACAGGCAGCGACGUGGCCAAGCAUUGGAAGACCCACUUUCCCAAGGCGACGUACCCCUUGGUGCAUAUCUCCAACUGGUGCUGCGGCCUUAACUUGUUCUGGACAUGCGGCGCGUGUCUGCGCUGCUUCAGGAGGUGCAAACUAGCUUGGUUCCCACCCGCCGUGUUGGACACCGGGCAGGGAAUUAAGCUGGUGCACUCGUAAGCGUGCUGCAUGAACAUUUGGACAGCAAAUCAAGCACAAGAUUUAUUGACACAUUUGGUUGCUUUAUGUGACGCGGCCUGAUGGGGAUUUCAGGAGGAAACGGGGAAACAAGGAAUACUCCUCGCUGUAUCUUAAAUAAUACUCCUCAUAAUUUUCUUCUAAAUAUUAUUUACUGAUUGUGCCUUAAAUUACCACAAUAAAGUUAUAUCUUCUUUUA